AAAUAAAGGCGUCCUGCGGAGAUUUGUUUUUAGCUUAGCUGGAGCACACGAGUGUAAUCGUAACUGAGGUAUAACGAUAAGUUUUUACUUUUUUUUCCCCCUCCGAAAAUAUUUUUCCCAAUACAUCCUGCAAAGUACCACAUAUCUUCCUGGCUAUAUUUCUGUCCCACACCAGUAACCCGACGCAGAGUUGCCGCCAUGCCAUUGCACCGUGACCGGGAGAAAAAGGAGAGUACAGCUGAGGAGAUGGAGGCGGAGGAACAUGAGCAGGAGGCAUCAAGCUCAGAGGAGGAGGACUCUGACACUUCCUCUGUCUCUGAGGAUGGAGACAGCUCAGAAAUGGAUGAGGAGGACUGUGAGCGGAGAAGGAUGGAGUGUCUGGAUGAAAUGUGCAACUUGGAGAAGCAAUUCACUGAUCUCAAAGACCAGUUGUAUCGUGAGCGUCUCAGUCAGGUUAACAGCAAGCUGGCAGAGGUGGAGGCUGGCCGGGCGGCAGAAUAUCUGGAGCCUCUGGCAGUACUGCUGGAGAACAUGCAGGUCCGCACCAAGGUGGCAGGUAUCUACAGAGAGUUGUGUUUGGAGUCUGUGAAGAACAAGUACGAAUGUGAGAUCCAGGCAGCAUGCCAACACUGGGAGAGUGAGAAGUUGCUGCUGUUUGAUACAGUGCAGAAUGAGCUGGAGGAGAAAAUCCGAAGACUAGAGGAGGACAGGCACAGCAUCGAUAUUACGUCAGAGCUGUGGAACGAUGAGCUGUCAGGAAGGAAGAAGAGGCGAGAUGCUUUAAGUCCAGAUAAGAAGAGGAGACGCCCAUCGGUGGUGUCUGGUCCAUAUAUUGUCUACAUGCUACCAGAUCUGGACAUCCUAGAGGACUGGACCGCGAUCAGGAAGGCCGUGGCUACGCUCGGGCCUCACAGAGGGAUAUCUGACUCUGAGAGCUCUGCGUUCCCAUUCAGACCCGACAGAAGCAGGCCCAUUCUAAACUGCUGAGACACCCACACAAGCAGCCGCAUAGGAAAAAACACCUCAAGGACCUCCAACACAUGGAAACCUCUACAUGACACAUGGUGGCAUUCAGGUCUGCAGUCAUAAAAACGCACACAGCAGGACAUUUCUGUCUUCCCAGAAUCCUCUGCACUUCUCAGCUGACAGUGACUCAACCUGUCUGUGAGAUGAUUGGUCAAGCUGCCUCUCCUGCCGAACAUCAUGACUUUAAUAGAUAAACAGGAACGGAAGCAUUAUUGAUAGCCACUUGUAUGUUUGGGUAUUGCUGCUUUAUUUCACACUCAGGCUCUGUAGACAGUUUCAGCCGACACAGGUUUUUGUAGUUUGUUAAGGAAACCACAACAAUUAAAACGUCUCAUGUUAAACGUUAUGAAAACGGCUCAGCGCGUAAAAGCCAUUGAUGCUACAGCUUAAGCAUCACUGAACCUGUUCUUUCAAAAUGCUUUUCAGUCAGUGUUUACAUUUUGAAUACAUCCAUUCACUUCAGAUGCACAGAUGGCUUUCAUUAAAAAUGUAAAUGCUUCUCAAAGGUUGUAUUCGGUGAGGUUGGUGUCCUCGCUCCACAUUGUGGUUGGCUUGAGUGAGCUAAUUGGUGUGCUUAUGCUGGUAAAAUGGGCGGGAGUAUUCAAAUUUCAGGCUUCCAGUGACUAAGUCGGGGGAGAAUUCAUCAAUGAUGCCAUAAAAUAUAUGGGUUUGUUUGUUUGUUUGUUUGUUUGUUUGUUUGUUUGUUUGUUUUUUUGGCCUUUAAUACAGUUUACUUUGUUUUGAAGACCAUCCAUGAGAUAUUUUACAAAACCAAUAAAAGAGGUUAUUCGGGAAAGAGUAAUGCACAGAAUUCCUGUCAGUGAGCUGACUUACAAAGACUAUUUGUUAUUAGUGUAAGAGUAAAAACAGGCAUUUUUCUUUUCAGUCUGCCUUGUUCAUAGAGUACACAGUGAUUAUGGACAGUCAAGGCAUAUUUCUCUGGCUUGUAGGUGCAGUGAUGGAAUGCUAAAACAGCAGUCUCUGUAAUGUGCUGAAAAAAUUAUCCACCAGUACCAGAUCUUACUUUGAAGAAGUGAGCCAGAUCUGUGCUGAGACUGACCAGAAAGUUUCAUUAAAUUCUGUUCUGUUAUUUUAUCAUAAUCCAAUUGAUAUAAAGAACAGAAGGUGGACUUCUGCUAUUUUAAGUGAGGGCCAAAUGUAAUGUAUAAACAGCACAUGAAAAGUUAAAGUGCUAAUGUUGUCAUUCUACAGGUGUUGCAUCCUCUUCUCUCACAUCUACCUCCUCCCUCUCUAUCUCUCUCCCUCUCUCUCUCUCUCUCUCUCCCUCUCUCUCUCUCUCUCUCACAUGCUCUUCAAAGUACAGUUCACAUUUUUCCUCAUGAACGUGUAAAUGCUGCCAUCUUUAUGAACACCGUUAGGUAAUUUAGUGGUUGGCAUGGUUGUUCAAAUUUAUUAGCAUUGUUUCAUUAUUAUAAAGCCUGCAGUAAUGUUAAUUGUACGGGAGGGAAUUAAACCACCAAAAUCGUUUAAUCAGUCAUCUCACUGUUGAUGAUGAAACAAAACUGCCAUUUGAUAGCAUCGUUUUUUAUGUUUAGGUUCUGGGGAUGUAAUAUUCAAAAGGUUUGACAAUAUGUUUUCACUUGUCCUUUUGUUUAUCAUGUUGAUGAUUUUACAAUUAAAAGUUGUUUUAUAAACUUGUC
Messenger RNA from Oreochromis aureus, 2687 nucleotides. It is a transcript of the gene brms1la, whose product is annotated as BRMS1 like transcriptional repressor a. Lineage: Eukaryota; Metazoa; Chordata; Actinopteri; Cichliformes; Cichlidae. The coding region runs from base 199 to 987 and encodes 262 amino acids. The transcript has 9 exons. The record is from RefSeq and is a predicted model, not a curated record. Gene Ontology annotation, biological process: negative regulation of transcription by RNA polymerase II. Gene Ontology annotation, cellular component: Sin3-type complex. Gene Ontology annotation, molecular function: histone deacetylase binding.